Cylas formicarius (sweet potato weevil) is the source of this 2613-nucleotide messenger RNA. It is a transcript of the gene Ptp36E, whose product is annotated as receptor-type tyrosine-protein phosphatase kappa. Gene Ontology annotation, biological process: protein dephosphorylation. The transcript is spliced from 16 exons. NCBI's taxonomy places the organism in Eukaryota, Metazoa, Arthropoda, Insecta, Coleoptera, Brentidae. The coding region runs from base 273 to 2354 and encodes 693 amino acids. Gene Ontology annotation, molecular function: protein tyrosine phosphatase activity. The record is from RefSeq and is a predicted model, not a curated record.
GAUCUGGGCCAGUUCUCGUUCCCGACUUCGCCCAGCAUCACGCGAGGCCACAACGCACGAGCUCUGCGAAUUAUUUCGCGAUUUCUUUUUUAAAUAGCUGCUAUUUAAAAAAAUAUUUUUUGACCCCUUUAAGAUUUUUUCUAUUACAUUAAGUCGUUAAGGAUGGCACUUCGGAGAACUUCAAGUUAGGUCUUGAUCCGCUGACUGUACGCUUAAAUGGAGACAUGCUGGAUGAAAGUUCAGCAACUACUUCUCUCUAACCUUCCGUCGACAUGUCGAGCGAGCCAGAGACCACGAAACACAAGGGUCACACGUCGAGCACAAUAAAAAAAAAGCACAGAUCGAGGUCGACACCGCGUUACAAUGACGUGGAGAAGCCCCACAAGAAAAGACACACCAGUGCCGCCAAUUCGUUGGUAUCCAUUCCUAAUGCCAUUAAGCUGUCGAUGUUGAACAGUGGACUGCUGCCCACCAGUAAAUUUAGCGAUGAAAAUGGAACAGUAACAGAUACGCUGAACGAUCGACCUAUCGACAUCCAAGAAUUUUUGAAACUGUGCGAGCAGAGAAAGAAGUUUCCCGUCCUCUACAAAUUAGAAUUCGAAAUAGCUGAAAAGGUUGAACCUCACUCUUGUCGACAUGGCAUCAAAAAAAGUAAUUUAGAGAAAAAUCAGAACCAAAAAUGCAUUCCUUAUGAUUAUAAUAGGGUAGUUUUAGAUGCAAUAGAAGGCGCAUCUGACAGUGAUUAUAUAAAUGCUUCAUACGUAGAUAGUUUACUAAAGCCAAAUGCCUACAUUGUAACUCAAGGGCCCACAGAGGAGACGGUCACAGAUUUCUGGCGUAUGGUUUGGCAGGAAAGGGCCAGCUGCAUUGUUAUGUUAACUAAAACGUUUGACUUCAUCAAGGUGAUGUGUGUUCAGUAUUGGCCAGCGUCCAACGAUUUGGAAGAAACUUACGGAGGAAUUCACAUUUCUAUUGUUCAAGAAGAAGAACUGGCAAAUUUUCGGAUACGCACUUUUCGGUUAUACAUUAAAGACCAUGAAACUGUAAAAGAGGACCGGAUUAUUCUUCAGUUCCAUUUUACAGAAUGGCACUGUCAUUCUUGCCCCUUCGGAAACGCUUUGCUCGAAUUUAGGAGAAGAGUUAGGGCUGUGGUUGGUACGCGCAUUAAGUCCAACGAAGCGGGGCCGAUGAUCGUCCAUUGCAACGAUGGUGGGGGAAGAUCGGGAGUGUACCUGGCAAUCGACGCCAAUAUGGAGUUAGGAGAAGAGGAGGACAAGUUUAACGUAUUUGGGUAUUUGAAAAAACUGAGACAAUCAAGAAUGGGAUUAGUCGAGAAUAUUGAUCAGUACAAGUUCAUUUAUGACACUUUGGAAGAAUAUGUGACCUGCGGCAACUCCUGGUUCAGCGUGAGUGAACUUUCUCAAAGGCUUAAGCAGAAAUCUCAAAGGAACACUAUAACUAAAUUGAAUGAGUAUCAACGGGAGUAUAUGCUGAUAUGUAAACAAACUCCUAGGUUCACUAUCGGCGACUGCGCGGGAGGACACAGAGGCGAUAACAGGAAAAAGAAUCGAGAUGUUUUGAUAGUACCUCCCGACAACUUUCGACCUUAUUUGACGUCAUUCCAAGGAAACAAUUUUACUGAUUACAUUAACGCGGUUUUCGUCGAUGGAUAUACGAAGCCCAGGGAAUACAUAGUCACAGAAUGGCCUUUGAAAACGACACUUGGUGAAUUUUGGUCGCUAGUUUAUGAUUACGAAUGCUCGGCAGUGGUGAUCCUCUGUGUACCUCCUCACAAUUCGCAACAGUUUCCGUCUUUUUGGCCCGAAGGCCGCACACCCAAAAAAUAUGGCCCGGUGUUUACGAUAGAGCAUAUAUCCCACAGCCACUACCCAAAAAUUAAAAGUUGGGUGUUUAGAAUUAACAAAAAGAUAGUGUCUCUGACCGAAUUAAUGGCCGGGGUAAAAGCUCCCCCGAAGGUGGUCCAGUUAUUUCAAUUGAUGUGCUGGCCCAUGGGACACAAAGUGCCUACUUCAACAAAUUCUCUGGUUGAAUUAAUGAAUAUGGUCGAAAGAUGGAGACAACGUAGUGAUUACGGACCUGUGUGCGUAGUUUCGCCAGACGGCCGAAGUCGUUGUGGAAUAUACUGUUCGGCAAAUGCUUGCAUCGAACAAGUAAUCCAGCAUGGGGAAGUGGAUAUAUUCCAGGCAGUGCGAACCGUUCGCAGGCACCGACCGCAGCUUAUAGAGAAUAUAACCGAAUAUAAAUACUGUUACGAUGUCGUCCUUCAUUACGUCCUCCACUACCUUCAGAAAGACCUCGACGAAAUGAAAUCUCCUAAAACUAAUAAGCACUGACUAGCUUUCUGUUUUCUAGCGCAUAGCGGACCCUUGAAACGGGGCGAACAAUUUUUAGGAAUAUUCUACACAAUUCGAGGCCAAACUUGUCUGUGAAAUGAUUAAUAAAUUGCUAGGGUUACAACUAUUUUGUUGAGAUCUAUGUUAUGUUGUACUAUCGCUAUAUAUGUCUAUUUUUCUUACUUCGUUGCUAAAAUUAUAUGUAUAUCUCUGGAAAGAGAGAAAUAAACGAUAUACAUUCGUCGGGACUAAUUCCUUA